Messenger RNA from Hyaena hyaena (striped hyena), 1588 nucleotides. It is a transcript of the gene NPFFR1, whose product is annotated as neuropeptide FF receptor 1. The transcript is spliced from 4 exons. Gene Ontology annotation, biological process: G protein-coupled receptor signaling pathway. NCBI's taxonomy places the organism in Eukaryota, Metazoa, Chordata, Mammalia, Carnivora, Hyaenidae. The record is from RefSeq and is a predicted model, not a curated record. The coding region runs from base 290 to 1588 and encodes 432 amino acids. Gene Ontology annotation, cellular component: membrane. Gene Ontology annotation, molecular function: peptide binding; neuropeptide receptor activity.
GGCAGCGGGCGACCGCUGCAGAGCCGGGCAGGCAGCAGCGCUGCGCGGGAGCCCCACCACCGCUGUCGGGCUCACUCUGGGUGCUGAGGUGGAGCGAGACCCCGCGAAGGGCCGGGCCCUACGGGCACACGCCCCCUGUCCGCUUCCUCCCGGCCCCGGACUCGAUCCGCUGAGCUCAGAGGUAGGGGCGCGGGCAGGCCAACCCAGCGCCCCCGGAGACUUCCUCCCUGCCCUGCCAGGUCGGAGGGGCCCGCUGUGCCCUUCCUCAGAGCCUGCAGGAGUGGGCAGCAUGGAGGGGGAGCCCUCCCAGGCUCCCAACGGCAGCUGGCCCCCAAGCCAGAAUGGGAGUAAUGCCAAGGCCACCCUGGCUGCAAACUUCACCUUCUCCUCCUACUACCAGCACUCCUCGCCAGUGGCGGCCAUGUUCAUUGUGGCCUAUGUGCUCAUCUUCAUCCUGUGCAUGGUGGGCAAUGCCCUGGUCUGCUUCACCGUGCUUACGAACCGGCACAUGCGCACUGUCACCAACAUGUUCAUUCUCAACCUGGCGGUCAGCGACCUGCUGGUGGGCAUCUUCUGCAUGCCCACCACUCUCGUGGACAACCUCAUCACUGGGUGGCCCUUUGACAACGCCACGUGCAAGAUGAGCGGCUUGGUGCAGGGCAUGUCCGUGUCGGCUUCCGUGUUCACGCUGGUGGCCAUCGCAGUGGAAAGGUUCCGCUGCAUCGUGCACCCGUUCCGCGAGAAGCUGACCCUGCGCAAGGCGCUGGUCACCAUUGCGGUCAUUUGGGCCCUGGCUCUGCUCAUCAUGUGCCCCUCGGCCAUCACGCUGACCGUCACGCGCGAGGAGCACCACUUCAUGGUGGACGCCCGCAACCGCUCCUACCCGCUCUACUCGUGCUGGGAGGCCUGGCCCGAGAAGGGCAUGCGCCGGGUCUACACCACCGUGCUCUUCUCGCACAUCUACGUGGCGCCGCUGGCGCUCAUCGUGCUCAUGUACGCGCGCAUCGCCCGCAAGCUCUGCAAGGCCCCCGGGCCCGCGCGGGCCGGCGGGGAGCAGGCGCCCGAGGGCCGGCCCGGGGCGCGGCGCCGGGCCCGGGUGGUGCACAUGCUGGUCAUGGUGGCGCUGGUCUUCACGCUGUCCUGGCUGCCGCUCUGGGCGCUGCUGCUGCUCAUCGACUACGGCCAGCUGAGCGAGCCGCAGCUGCACCUGGUCACCGCCUACGCCUUCCCCUUCGCCCACUGGCUGGCCUUCUUCAACAGCAGCGCCAACCCCAUCAUCUACGGCUACUUCAACGAGAACUUUCGCCGCGGCUUCCAGGCCGCCUUCCGCGCCGGGCUCUGCCCGCCCCAGUGGGCGAGCCCCCGGGAGGCCUACUCGGAGCGGCCCGGCCGGCUCCUGCGCGCGCCGGUCUCCGCGGAGGUGCAGCCCAGCGACUCGGGCCUGCCCUCCGAGUCGGGCCGGAGCAGCGGGACGCCCCGGCCCGGCCGCCUCCCCCUGCGCGGUGGCCGGGUGGCCCACCACGGCUCGGCCGGGGAGCGUCCUGGCUGCUCCCACCUGCCCCUCACCAUACCAGCGUGGGAUAUCUGA